GCGUUUUCAUGCGGAUGGUCGGCUCGUAGGUGACCCAGAGCCCAUACGCCUGGGCGCGUCAAUUGGUGGCGUGGGACUAGGUUUGCAUCUCCAGCUGGGAGAUGCAGUUAGAAUCUGGUGUAGGAUGCUGCGAGAGGCCGCCCCUUGCCCACUAUUGUUGACUGCAUCAACUGGAUACCAAGAUUCCAGCAGUUAACAAGCAUCAUGGAAAGAAAAUGUAAUGAAGCUGAAAUGUUAAUGGGUGCCGACGAUGCGAUAGUUACUGAGGACCAAUUCUCUGAAGUUAUGGAUGCUCAUGAUGCCAUCGCAGUUAAUGAGGAAGAGGUUACGCUGGCGGGCAGCGAGCCUGAACAGACUGCCACUGAAUAUGUCGAAGAAGAAGCCAGGGAUAGUGGCACUGAAGACCUAAGAAUGAUGGCCUUUGUGAAGUUUGUUCAGCAACCGGAUGGAUCAUUGGCGCCGGUCUGUCUGGUCCAGGCGGAAGACAUCAGCGACAAGGGCAAUAUCGUCAUGGACCCGAUGCUGGUGGAGACUGCCGAGCACUUCAGCCGGUCGGCGAUAGAGGGCGGUCAGAUCGUGAUGCUGGGCGAGGAGCGGACGGCCGCGAGAGACGGCGACGCCGGCCCGGCGCACGGGGCCAUGGCCAGCCCGGGUGCGGCCGCUGCCGGGCCGGCGCGCUCAAGGCCGUACAAGAGGAGGCAGGUGGACAUGAGCAAGCCGGUGCCGUGCGAGCUCUGUGGCUCGCGCUACAAGACCCAGGCCAGCCUGCGCACCCACCAGAGGAUCUACCACCAGGACAGCGCCACAGUGAAGACUCGCGACGGGUUGAGAUGCGGGGAGGAGGGGUGCGACUUCACCGCCUCCCACAGCAAGACGCUGCGUAACCACCUCACACAGAAACAUCAGAUCAAGAUGGAUAUUGUCAAGCUCAUCUUUCGAGACUGGGAGGAGUUCGGCGCGUGGCGGCGCGAUUUCGAAGCGGAGACGGGCUCACGGUACCGACGCUACCAGCGCCAGCUGUCGGACGGUCAGCUGGUCAGCCUCCACCUGGUGUGCCCGGGUGGAAGCCCGACCGUAUACCAGCGGCGCGCCGGCUGGCGGCGACGCGCGCGCCACGGUCGCCUGGGCCGGCCGCCGGGCGGCGCCACGGCGGGGGCGGCCACGCGCGUCUCGUGCACCUCGUUCAUCAGGGCAGCGCGCACCGACGCCGCCAGUGCCGUGGCCGUGACCGUCAAUACCACCCACUACGGGCACACUCUGCACGAGCCGGCCGGCACCGGCCGUCUCAAGGAGCCCAUGCCGGAGGCGAACCGACUCUUCCUCGAGGAGAAGCUGCGGGCGGGCUGGACUCUGGACCGUAUUCUGCACGAGGCUCGGCUAAGCGUACUGGCCGAGCCGGUGCCCAGCAACCCCAUGUUUCGGCUGCAGCGGGAGCACGUCUACAAGGUAGCCCGCCGACUGGGCAUCGCCACCGAACAGUUCCGCGUCGCCCGCGAGCCGGCCGUCGAGGAAUUUGCCGCCCUGCGCUACCUGGCCGACCAGAUGACCGCCGCCGGCGAGGUGCACGUGCUGUUCCAUAAGGAGCCGGGCGAGCUGAUGGACGGCGUGCACGAGUCGGACUUUGUGUUCGCCUUCAGCACCCCCAACCAGGUGGAGCUGCUGCACGCGCACGGCACCGGCGUGCUCAUGAUGGACGCCACGGACGCGCCGCGAGGCCGGCCUUACCGUCUCACGUCCGUGUGCGCAUUCGACGGCGACGGCGACCAGCCACAGCCGGUGGCGUGGAUGCUGAGCAGCGCCAGCGCCAAGGAGCUGGCGCUGGACCUUGUGCACGGACUGCGUGACCUGUCGCUGCGCGUGCGCGGCGAGGACGUGCCCGUGCCGCGUUACUUCGUGGCCGAGAAGCACUCGAGCUUUCACCAGAUGUGGGUGGAGGCGACCGGACAGCGGCCGCUGCGGCUGCUGGACCAGGCGCGCGUGCGCGCCGCGCUCAGCACUAUUCUCAUCAAGCACGUGGAGGACGCGGCCGAGCGUCAGGAGGUGUGGCGCACCGUCUCGCAGCUGAUCGCCGCGACGGGCCAGGAGGAGCAGGAGGGCGAGCCGCCGCCGCCGCGCGACCAGGUGGCCGCCCGCCGGCUCGUCUACCGCAACGCCGCCAGCCUCGGCCGCCAGCUUCGCGCCCGGCCGUCCACCAAACGCUUCGGCGCCUACCUCGAGGAGAAAUGGCUGAAGCGGGGUCUGAUCGAGGAGUGGCAGACGCUGUUCCGGCAGGGCGUGCGCGUGCCCUCGCGCUGUCCUGCUCAGGUGUUCCACGAGGCGGUGGCCGCCGAGUUCCUCACGGGACCGGAGCGCAGGGUCGACAAGGCCGUCGCCAAGCUGGUCGAGUUCUCCAAAAAGUGGCACGAGCCGCCGCCGGAGAAGAACGCCAUGGCGCCCAACACGAUGGUCAAAUUUUUCCCGCAGUCGGCUGAGCUCUGGCGGUCGAGCGACGGCGGUGCUGGCCGGCCGAGCGAGCCGGACGUCUGCGGCUCUCCCAGUCAGCUGCGGCGAGAGCUGCGCCUCCGGCUGGAGGGCCUCGUCAACUGCCUGGACGCCGGGCUAGGCGCCGGCGCGCUGCGGGCCUGGCGCCGCUGCGUCGCCGAUAUGGAGGAGGCCGCCUCGCUCCGCUGAGGCGGUGGCGCCGGGCGGGGUUGGGAUCCGCGCCCCGCCCCUGGCCAGUAGAAGCGUGCUGGGUGCUCGCCGCGAAGAACCAGCUGGUUGUUAUUUCUUUGCUUUUGACGUGAGAGCAAUGGCGGUCUCAGCUCCAACAUAAUCGGAGCCCUUCUGGUAAUCGGGGUACUGUUGUGGGGGUUGACGGGCGAGUCCAGGGGAGGGAGGCGCCGCCCAGUCCCAGCGCGGCGGGUGCUGAGCUUCGCCGGCUGCGCGGCGAGCUGAACACCGCCUGACUACUCGCGAGGGUCCCGUCGGCGCUGUGCACCGCCAGAACCUCUCUGCCAGAGGGGAGCUCUCCCCGACCAUGGAGCGAGGCGUGCACAGCCACGUACGUCACGACGCGUGAUGCGACGGCGGCUGGCUGAGGCAGCUGAGGCCGCUGAGGUGCCGGUCUGGCACCGCGUCCCGUCCGGCUAGGGCCGGGCGGGCGGGGUGCAGGGACGGCUGCUGGCCGCCGACUGUGCCGGCAGCAUGUGCGCUGAGCUGGUGUGACGAGGAUGGCGGGAGAGGCAGCUCGUGCGGGGUGGGCAGAGUACAUCAGGCCUCUACGUGAGGCAGGGUGUUAAUUCUGAACAGAGAGGUGUGCUUAUGUGGCUGCCACUCAGAGUUAGCUUGUGCGUGAGGUCGCUCGAAGCCUCCGGAUUUAGUCGGUGAUGCCAUUGGCUGUGAUUGCAUUAGUGUACAGACCACUCCAUUGUGCUUUACGAUCAUGCCGAGGAGUGUGACUCCUCAAAACUCCGAAAAUAUACGCGUACAUAGGUGACCGGUAGCAUAGGCGGAGAAGCGUCUCAGAAAGUUGGGGUACUAACACCAAUUUGGAAGCAGAUUCCUUCGUUGCGUUCCUAUAGGGUCUCAGUAUUUUGGGAAACAGUGUCACGACAUCCCCGGAUUCCCUGGUCUUAUGCGUAUCACUGGUUAUAUAUGCAUUUAGCUUUAAUUAUAUAAUUUCACGUGACAGGCGUCAAGAACAAAGGGCACGGUCGUCUGGUCGUAGAAUGAAAUCUUACGUUGUACUUGUCACGUCAGGAAUUGCGCGCAACUCAUGUAUACAUAAACUGUGCAUAAACUGCACACAUUCAUGCAUACAUAAGCUGUGUAUAAAUUGUUCAGAGUUUACGGACUGGAACGUGUGUUCAGUCUCAGUGUAGUGUUCAGUGCUUAUCGCAGCUGCCGGGGUUUGACGGUAAAUGGCUACCGUCUGGGGAGGGUAAGGUGGCCCUCGCCGAGUUAAAACAUAACUUCUGAGCAAUGCGAAGGUCUGAGUUGUCACUUUCAUAAGUUAUUAGCAUGACACAUUCUGAACCAAAACAGCUCGGUGUUAGGAUAGGGGGCCGUAAUAUGUCAGUAAAGAGGGCAUUGCGACUUUCGCCACCAUGUGCAGUUAAUGAGUUCCCUUUUCUUUCUCAUUGUUUCACUAUAAUUCAUCAAGUGGCUUGUCUUUUGUUUGGUUUUGAAUGGUGUGUCAAAUAGACUCGUAGAAGAU
Molecule: messenger RNA, 4195 nt
Organism: Pollicipes pollicipes
Lineage: Eukaryota; Metazoa; Arthropoda; Thecostraca; Pollicipedomorpha; Pollicipedidae
Exons: 12
Coding region: 205-2670 (821 amino acids)
Source: RefSeq, a predicted model, not a curated record